UUGGUCCCUAAGAGGAGAAGGAUCUGGAGUUUCAUGGAGUCAUGAGAUUUUAUUUUCAAGAUAAAGCUGCUGGAAACUUCGCAACAAAAUGCAUUCGGGUAUCUAGCACAGCAACCACUCAAGAUGUGAUUGAAACACUGGCAGAGAAGUUCCGCCCUGACAUGCGCAUGCUGUCCUCUCCCAAGUAUUCCCUCUAUGAAGUGCAUGUCAGUGGAGAAGAAAGAAGAUUAGACAUUGAUGAGAAACCUCUAGUUGUGCAGUUGAAUUGGAACAAGGACGAUCGGGAAGGGAGAUUCGUCCUUAAGAAUGAGAAUGACGCCAUUCCUGCCAAGAAGGCUCAGAGUAAUGGACCAGAGAAGCAGGACAAAGAAGGCGUUAUUCAGAACUUCAAAAGAACUCUCUCAAAGAAAGAAAAGAAGGAAAAAAAGAAGAGAGAAAAAGAGGCGCUGAGACAAACCUCUGAUAAGGAAGAAAGGCCUUCUCAAGGGGAUGACAGUGAGAAUUCUCGACUGGCUGCUGAAGUUUACAAAGACAUGCCUGAAACCAGCUUUACUCGGACAAUUUCUAAUCCUGAGGUAGUGAUGAAACGGCGGCGGCAGCAAAAGCUUGAAAAGAGAAUGCAGGAGUUUCGGAGCUCCGAUGGGCGGCCUGACUCAGGUGGGACGUUGAGAAUAUAUGCAGACAGUUUAAAACCCAAUAUUCCAUACAAGACAAUCCUGCUGUCUACUACAGAUUCUGCAGACUUUGCUGUAGCAGAGUCUUUGGAGAAGUAUGGUCUGGAAAAAGAGAAUCCCAAGGACUACUGCAUUGCCCGGGUUAUGCUUCCUCCUGGAGCCCAGCAUUCUGAUGAAAGAGGUGCUAAGGAAGUUAUUCUUGAUGAUGAUGAGUGUCCUUUACAAAUCUUCAGGGAAUGGCCAAGUGACAAAGGGAUUUUAGUCUUUCAAUUGAAAAGGAGACCGCCGGACUACAUCCCAAAGAAAAUGAAGAAGCAUGUUGAAGGGAAGCCGCUGAAGGGGAAGGAUAGAGCUGACGGGUCUGGCUAUGGUUCUGUUCUUCCUCCUGAGAAGCUACCCUACUUAGUAGAGUUAAGCCCAGGGAGAAGGAAUCACUUUGCCUACUACAGCUAUCACACUUACGAAGACGGCUCUGACUCUAGAGACAAGCCAAAGUUAUACCGCCUUCAACUAAGUGUGACUGAAGUUGGGACAGAGAAAUUCGAUGACAAUUCCAUCCAGCUGUUUGGCCCAGGAAUUCAGCCUCAUCACUGUGAUCUCACUAACAUGGAUGGGGUGGUCACUGUGACACCCAGAAGUAUGGAUGCAGAGACCUAUGUGGAUGGCCAGCGCAUCUCAGAGACCACCAUGCUGCAGAGUGGCAUGAAAGUGCAGUUUGGCACUUCCCAUGUGUUUAAGUUUGUGGACCCCAUCCAGGACCACGCCCUUUCGAAGAGAUCUGUGGAUGGAGUCCUGAUGGUCAAGGGCCCAAGACAUAAACCUGGAGCCGUUCAGGAGACAACCUUUGAUUUGGGAGGAGAUAUUCACAGUGGGACAGCAUUGCCAGCAAGCAGGAGCACUACUAGACUGGACAGUGACAGGGUGUCCUCUGCCUCCAGCACGGCUGAGCGAGGGAUGGUGAAGCCAAUGAUCCGACUGGACCAGGAGCAGGAUUAUCGCCGAAGAGAAAGCAGAACUCAGGAUGCAGCUGGGCCUGAACUGAUACUGCCUGCCAGCAUUGAAUUCAGGGAAAGCUCGGAAGAUUCUUUCUUAUCUGCCAUCAUAAACUAUACCAACAGCUCCACGGUGCACUUUAAGCUGUCACCCACGUAUGUGUUGUACAUGGCGUGCCGGUACGUGUUGUCCAGCCAGCACAGGCCCGACAUCAGCCCUACAGAGCGCACCCACAAGGCCAUUGCUGUGGUCAACAAGAUGGUGAGCAUGAUGGAAGGGGUCAUUCAGGAAGUAGACCAGGUUGAUCAGAAACAAAAGAACAUUGCAGGGGCACUUGCUUUCUGGAUGGCAAAUGCAUCUGAACUUCUCAACUUCAUCAAGCAGGACCGUGACCUUAGUCGGAUCACACUAGAUGCCCAGGAUGUUUUAGCACACUUGGUUCAGAUGGCAUUUAAGUACUUGGUUCACUGUCUCCAGUCAGAACUUAAUAACUUCAUGCCAGCCUUUCUGGAUGAUCCUGAGGAGAACAGUCUGCAAAGGCCAAAAAUAGAUGAUGUGCUGCAUACACUCACAGGAGCCAUGUCCUUGCUGAGGCGCUGCAGAGUCAAUGCUGCCUUGACCAUCCAGCUAUUCUCUCAGCUUUUCCAUUUUAUCAAUAUGUGGCUGUUCAACAGAUUGGUGACUGACCCAGACUCAGGCCUGUGUUCCCACUACUGGGGAGCAAUCAUCCGCCAGCAGCUAGGGCACAUUGAAGCCUGGGCAGAGAAGCAGGGGCUAGAGCUGGCAGCUGAUUGUCACUUGAGCAGGAUUGUGCAGGCUACUACUUUGCUUACCAUGGAUAAGUAUGUACCCGAUGACAUUCCAAAUAUAAACAGCACAUGCUUUAAGUUAAAUUCUCUACAACUUCAAGCCUUAUUACAGAAUUACCACUGUGCACCUGAUGAGCCUUUUAUUCCCCCGGAUCUCAUAAAGAAUGUCGUGGCUGUUGCUGAGAACACAGCUGAUGAGCUCGCCCGCAGUGAUGGCCGAGAUGUGCAGCUGGAGGAGGACCCAGAUCUGCAACUACCUUUUCUUUUGCCAGAAGAUGGCUAUUCCUGUGAUGUCGUCAGAAACAUUCCUAAUGGUUUACAAGAAUUUUUAGACCCUCUGUGCCAGAGAGGAUUUUGCAGGUUGAUUCCUCAUACACGUUCACUGGGUACUUGGACGAUAUAUUUUGAAGGUGCAGAUUAUGAAAGUCACCUUAUGCGUGAGAACACAGAACUGGCCCAGCCUCUGAGGAAGGAGCCUGAGAUAAUCACUGUGACCCUAAAAAAGCAGAAUGGAAUGGGCCUCAGCAUUGUUGCAGCGAAGGGUGCUGGCCAGGAUAAACUGGGAAUCUACGUGAAGUCUGUUGUGAAAGGAGGCGCUGCGGAUGUGGAUGGACGUUUAGCUGCUGGUGACCAGCUCCUCAGUGUGGAUGGACGAAGUCUGGUUGGACUUUCUCAGGAAAGGGCAGCAGAACUCAUGACAAGAACCAGUUCGGUGGUCACACUUGAAGUUGCAAAGCAAGGCGCCAUCUAUCACGGCCUGGCCACCCUCCUUAACCAGCCAUCCCCCAUGAUGCAGAGAAUUUCAGAUCGUCGUGGCUCAGGUAAACCCAGACCAAAGAGUGAAGGUUUUGAACUCUAUAAUAAUUCAGCUCAGAACGGCUCCCCGGAGAGUCCUCAACUGCCUUGGACAGAGUACAGUGAGCCAAAGAAACUCCCCGGUGACGACAGGCUGACGAAAAACAGAGCCGAUCACCGCUCCAGCCCCAAUGUGGCAAAUCAGCCUCCUAGCCCUGGAGGGAAGAGUCCAUACGCCUCUGGAACAGCAGCUAAGAUAACAUCUGUCUCCACUGGAAACCUCUGCACUGAGGAGCAGACCCCUCCACCUAGACCUGAAGCCUAUCCCAUCCCUACUCAGACAUACACCAGAGAGUAUUUUACCUUUCCAGCUUCAAAAUCCCAGGAUCGUAUGGCUCCUCCUCAGAACCAGUGGCCAAAUUAUGAGGAAAAGCCACACAUGCACCCAGAAAGUAAUCAUUCCAGUAUUGCAAUCCAGCGUGUUACCCGUUCCCAGGAAGAGCUUCGAGAAGAGGUUUACCAACUUGAGCGGCAUCGAGUAGAGGCUGGCUUGGAUCGCAAGUGUGACAGUGAUUUGUGGAUUAAUCAGAGCUCCUCCGUGGAUUCCAGCACAUCCAGCCAGGAGCACCUGAACCAUUCCUCCAAGUCAGUCACCCCGGCUUCCACUCUGACGAAAAGCGGUCCUGGGCGGUGGAAAACCCCAGCAGCGGUACUGCCUACCCCUGUCGCUGUCUCCCAGCCCAUUCGAACAGACCUACCUCCACCACCCCCUCCACCUCCUGUCCACUAUACCAGUGAUUUUGAUGGCAUUCCCGUGGAUUUGCCCCUCCCACCUCCUCCUGCCAACCAGGUAGGACCCCAGUCUGCUCAGGCGGCUGCUGCAGAGCGGAAAAAGAGAGAAGAGCAUCAGCGGUGGUAUGAGAAAGAGAAGGCCCGCCUCGAGGAGGAACGGGAGAGGAAGCGCAGGGAGCAGGAGCGGAAGUUGGGGCAGAUGCGCACGCAGUCCCUGAACCCCGCUUCCUUCUCUCCUUUGGCCACACAGGCCAAGCCAGAAAAGCCCUCCACACUGCAGCGGCCCCAAGAAACAGUCAUUCGGGAGCUGCAGCCCCAGCAGCAGCCCCGCACGAUUGAGCGCAGGGACCUGCAGUACAUCACCAUCAGUAAAGAAGAACUGUCCUCUGGUGAUAGUCUCUCUCCAGACCCCUGGAAACGAGAUGCCAGGGAGAAGCUGGAGAAGCAGCAGCAGAUGCACAUUGUGGACAUGCUGAGCAAGGAGAUCCAUGAGCUGCAGAGCAAGGUGGACCGCACUGCAGAGGAGAGUGACCGCCUGCGGAAGCUAAUGCUGGAGUGGCAGUUCCAGAAGAGACUGCAGGAGUCCAAGCAGAAGGAUGAGGAUGAUGAGGAAGAGGAAGAUGAUGAUGUGGACACCAUGCUGAUCAUGCAGCGUCUGGAGGCCGAGCGGAGAGCCAGGCAGACUGCUAUGCCAGCAAUCUCUGUUCUAGAUUUGUUGCAGGAUGAGGAGCGCAGGCGCCAGCAGCAGUUGGAAGAGAUGCGCAAACGAGAAGCAGAAGACCGAGGAAGACAAGAGGAAGACCGGCGCCAUCAGGAGGAGGAGCGAGUCAAGAGAGACGCUGAAGAAAAGAGGCGCCAGGAAGAAGGGUAUUACAGCCGCCUAGAAGCCGAGAGGCGCAGACAGCACGACGAGGCAGCACGCAGGGUGCUGGAGCCCGAAGAGCCUGGGCUGAGCCGACCUCCGCUUCCACGGGACUAUGAGCCCCCAUCCCCGUCCCCAGCACCCAGCGCCCCUCCUCCCCCACCGCAACGGAACGCCUCCUACCUCAAAACACAGGUCCUCUCCCCAGACUCGCUGUUCACUGCCAAGUUUGUUGCGUAUGAUGAUGAUGAGGAGGAGGACUGCGGCCCAGCAGGACCACACUCUUACACGGGAUCUGCUGGGACAGCUGUGGGAGCCCAUGAUGCUCCUUGGGACCCAAGAGAGAAGCACACUAGAAGCCAAGAUGCAGACUUACCUGGCAGUUCUGGAGCCCCUGAAAACCUGACAUUUAAAGAGCGUCAGCGCCUGUUUUCACAAGGUCAAGAUGUGUCUGACAAAGUAAAAGCGUCUCGUAAAUUAACAGAACUGGAGAAUGAACUGAACACCAAGUGAGAGGACAGAAGGGCACUGUGCUCACACGAGUCUGCCCUGGGCAGUGGUUUAUGGGGUGAGCCUGAGGAGGAGGGGAAAGUUCUGUGUCUAAGUGAUUUCUCAUUUCUGUUUCUAAAAUGGUUGCAAGUUAGAGAUGUUCCAGUUCUAAGAAAUCUUGUUUUACUUUACCAAGAAAAUCCUGCCUAGUUCUCAUUGAUUUGACUCACAUGAAGUUAUCUUUUUUUGUUAGCUUCUUUGGGGAGUCUUGGGCUCACAGGGCAGAGUGAAGGGCAGUAAAGAUCACAGGGUAUUUCCUCUACCCUCUCUUCCCAUCAUCAUUCCAAGGACAGUAGGCCAAGAAAUGAUCUUUCUGUUCUUUCUCAAAACUCCACUUGGCUACCAGACAGUGACAGCUGAAGAACACAGGCCAUUGCUGUGUCCUAGUGGAGCCUGUGUUCAGGAGACACAGGACCUGGAGCUGCCUCCUCCCUAGCCCCAGGGCAGAUGUCCCCACUGUCCCUUCUGUAAUGUGCAUUCAGUGGCUAGAUGGAGUUUCUCAUGUAAGGUGCACAGCACAUCAGUCUUGACAGAUGUGAGCCUCCUGAUCAAUACUAAAUGUUGGAGAUUGAGUAUCUAAUUAAUAAUUCAAUUUUGAAAAUUCUCAAAAUUUUAAAGAUUUAAUCUUAGGGGAUGUUAUUUUCAUAAAUACCAAAUCAUCAUUAGACUAAUCAAUGGUGAAAAUUAAAGAUGAUGGUUAUGUUAGGAAGUUACCUAGUAUUUCAGAUAUUCCAAAGGAUCUAGAGUUCUCUAGCUAAACAGCGUUCGUGUAGUAGGAGCAAAGACAUCUGAGGAGAGUGGGAGCUCACAGGUGGCCGUCAAUCACGGCUGUCAGAAAUUUAAAUUCAGGAGAGGAGGAUGUGUGUGGGUUCACUGUCAGAAAGGGAGGAGUCGGUUCCUGUGCCAUCCGAAUUGAAAUACUGUAAGCAUAACCUGUGGUGGUUGACUCUGCGUUUCUUUCACAGCAUAAUGGAGUUUAAUUUUAAGUUGUGGAUUGUGCUGCCCUUCCUCCAGCUGAGUGUGAGAGACAAAGAUCAGUUGUUCAUUUUUGUGUGAAAGCAAGCUUUAUGAUUUCAAGCACACUUCCUGUUUGACAAAGCCCUAAUGUGGGUCCAGACGAUCUUUCUGUACCAUCCUGUCCUCUUACAGAUCUGUACAUUAGGAAAAUAGGCACACUUUCAAAUAGAACAGAGGCAUUUGCAGCCCUAAAAACCACUUUUAAUAAGAACUGUAUGAUAAAUUGUUGAAAUACAAGUGUAAAUAGUUUUUAUGUCUAUCAAGCUUCCUAUUUGAAAUUGUGCCUUUGCUGUUUCCUCUGUAAGAGAAUCGAAUGGUCCUGAGAGUUAGUGAAGGAUUUGCACACUUGCCUUGCCUAGGAAGUGCAAUCUCCUUGUGUCUGGAGCACACUGGCAGCCUUUGGGUGGCACAGCCACACCUCCCAGAGAAGAGCAGACACCUGCUGUGGCUUGUACCUGGGAAGACAGAUGCACACACGAACCUGCAAACAUCCGAAAAAGCUGCACGUGUGUCUGUGAACUCAGUGAAAUAGCCUUGGCCAUCCCUGGACAGUGAGGUCCAAUGUGAACAUGUGUUGUAAGAGCACGUUACAGACGUGUGUUACUGUGGGGAAACACCCAAACUGCUGUUGUUUCCACUUCUACUGUAUUUCAGUUGCAGCCUAUUUUUAAUAAACUUUGUAUCUAUUUAAGUGUACUUGCUAUUGUUUUCAAAGUGCUGACAAAGUUUAUAUUUGUAAGGCCAGCCUUCCUCUCCCCCAUUUCCAUCUGUCACUACUUCAUUAAACAAUGCUGAGUGUCA
Peromyscus maniculatus bairdii (prairie deer mouse) is the source of this 7292-nucleotide messenger RNA. NCBI's taxonomy places the organism in Eukaryota, Metazoa, Chordata, Mammalia, Rodentia, Cricetidae. The record is from RefSeq and is a predicted model, not a curated record.